AUGCCCUCUGUGAAAACUAUUGUCUCAACCGCAGCUUCCGUUGCUGCUUCAACAAUGGUUGUCCGGUCCUUACUUCGCGAUCUCGUACCAUAUGAGCUGCGAUAUUACUUAUUUAGGAGCAUCCAGGGCUUCUUCAAGUCCCUUUCAGCUGAAGUGACCGUAGUCAUUGAAGAAUACGAUGGCCUAGCCAGCAACCAAAUAUACAAGGCCGUCGAUCUUUACUUAGGCAACAAAACUUCUCCGACAACUCGGUCUUAUAGAGUCUGUUUGCCUGUAAAAGGGACAAAGAUGUCUAUUUCCAUGGCAAAGAAUCAAGAAGUAACAGAUGUCUUCCAAGGGGUGAACUUCAAAUGGAGACAGAUUACAAGAGAGGUUGAACUGAAGCAGAUGACACAUGAAGGCCGGCAAUCCCAGGCGUCAGAAGUGCAGUAUUAUCAGCUGAAGUUUCACAAGAAACAUAAGGAUUUGGUUUUCAAUUCUUAUUUCCCUUUCAUACUAAACGAGGGGUAUAACGUGCAAGAAGCACAAAAAACCUUGAAACUGUAUACUAUGCAAAGUGACAACUUUCGAGGAUUCCCCUCUGGUAGGGAACAUUCAUGGCAUUCUGUGAACCUUCAUCAUCCAUCUACGUUUGACACAUUGGCGAUGGAUUUAGGCCUCAAGAAGACUAUAAUGGAGGACCUCGAUAGGUUCGUGAAGAGGAAGGACUAUUAUGGGAGAGUAGGGAAGGCAUGGAAAAGGGGGUAUUUACUUUACGGUCCGCCGGGCACAGGGAAAUCAAGCUUGGUGGCCGCGAUGGCCAAUUAUCUGAAUUUCAGUAUCUAUGACCUGGAACUUACAAAUAUCUCUCAUAACUCUCAGCUGCGUAAAGUGUUGUUGGCAACUGAAAACAAAUCCAUACUUGUCGUUGAGGACAUAGAUUGCAGCCUCGAGUUGAAAGAUCAACAAGCGGACAACGACACAUCAGCUCCAAUUGGUAAACGUCCCUCACUUCGACAAAGCCGGGUGACAUUGUCAGGAUUUCUCAACUUCAUAGAUGGGUUAUGGUCAAGCUGCGGCGAUGCAAGAAUCAUAGUGUUCACGACCAAUCACAAAGAAAAGCUAGACCCUGCUUUGUUGCGCCCGGGACGAAUGGACAUGCACAUUCACAUGUCAUACUGCACGCCUUGUGGUUUCAAAACACUGGUGGCUAAUUAUCUUAGCACGACUGACCACCCACUAUUUCCUGAAAUUGAAGAGCUAAUGAAGUCUGCGCUGAUCACCCCGGCCGAAGUCGGGGAGCAACUGCUGAAGAAUGAUGAUCCUGACAUUGCCCUACAGGGUCUGCUAGGAUUUCUCCAUACGAAGAGAAGGGAGAGUCCCCAAAUGCAAGUGAAUGACCAGGACCAUAAAAGAGACAGCAAAGAGAAGUUAGAGAACUAG
This is a messenger RNA of Syzygium oleosum, 1422 nucleotides long. Its product is annotated as AAA-ATPase At3g50940-like. Gene Ontology annotation, molecular function: ATP hydrolysis activity; ATP binding. The record is from RefSeq and is a predicted model, not a curated record. Lineage: Eukaryota; Viridiplantae; Streptophyta; Magnoliopsida; Myrtales; Myrtaceae. The coding region runs from base 1 to 1422 and encodes 473 amino acids. The transcript has 2 exons.